AUGAAUCAGAUACCAACAACAGAGUGGCUGGCUGAUGCGGAUUGUUUUGUUGCCUCAGGUUUCAGGAACCUCUUCCUUGGGAUUCAUAAGGCUGCACAGAUGCCACGACCUUCCCUUACUCCGGACCCAGAAGAUCACCAGCUGACUACCAAAGAUUGGGUCACUCAAGUCCCUCCGAGCCCAUCAAGGUCACAGGCACAGGACACAGAGCAAUCUGUUGAAGAGGACCCAUAUCAGAGAACACAAGUGAUGGAUCUAACCCGUCGCAACAGGAAUGUGAUACAGGACUCUGAAGCAGAAGAAUCUCAUGACAAGCCUGGACACAGGAGAUCUAACGUAGCGGACAAUUCCCCCAAUACUCAGCAUGCUGUCACCCGCACAAUCGAAAUCACCAAGGCUAGUAGGCGUGUCAGGAGCCCAACAUUGACCAAAUCAUCUCCACCAGGGCAGGAGCUCUAUGACUCUACCACGGCUCAAGUCGACACCAUUCUUGAAGAAGAAGAUCCUGAAGAUGAUGCGAUUGUGGAAGAGCUUGCUGAACUUCUUAAGGAUCUUGAGAAAAACAAUGCGUCAGUAACAGACAAGAAGAAGAAGCUAGAUAUCCUGAUAUCUCAAGGUUGUGAGGGGGAGAUAGAGAUUGCAGUCUUUGACCUGGUGAAUAUACGGAAGUGUAGGCACUCAAGUGGCAGUGCAGGUCAGUCAUAUAAAGGUGGUAUGUCUUAUGCACCCGCACCCCAGCCACCUAAUGCAUCCCCCCUAGGUUCCCUAUCUCGACAGAUUUGUCCAAAGCGCCAAAGGGCCAACCCCUCCUACAAAGAAAGCCACAUCAGGAAGUCCAAAGGCAAGGCCAAAUUGUACAAAAGUACGGAACAUGUGACAGCAUCCGAUGUUGAGGACGGCGCCGAAGAACACACCAACAGGGACACCCGUACCUCGCCCAACACGUCAACUAGUGAUCUCCCCUUUAGCUCAGAUGUGGAUCUAAAAAAAAUCAUCAAAGGGGUCACUGCUGAAGAGUCCGCAUGUAUCCAAGCUUUCACUGAUUGCCUUCCUUCACAUCAAUUCAAUUGGGGACGUGCUUUGGCCCCAAGUAUCAGGAACAUCAUAUUUUGCUUGAAUCACGCUUUACCUCCCCUCAAGGCCGCGGGGUCAGUCAAGUCAUUAGAGGCACAUGUUGCCAAACUUAAGGAGGUUUGCAUACAUAAAGACAUGCUGAACUUUCUCAAAACAGCUCCUAACUUGCUUCAACUGUCCAUUGACAAUCAGUUUUUCACUCAAGAUUGUCUCAACUGGGAAAUUCUUGAAGCUUCCAUCAAUCACCCAUGGGCCAAAAGGGGUGGUUUUUACAGGGCUUUACAUUCAAUGGCGUGUAGGACUGACAACACGCUUCAAUGGACCUCUGAACCUAGCCUCAAAAGUAAACUUAACAACUCUUUUCGUACAUUGAAGCAAAUACUUUGUGAUAGUAUUGACUUGAUAUCUUAUCAUACUGAACAUGCGGAUAUCAAUAUUAGCACUACUGGUAUUCAUGCUGUUCCUGAAGAUAUGGUGGCUUUGUCUAAAGGUAUUGGGUGGCUAUAUCUACAAAUCAUGGUGCGUGUUCAAGGGGAGGAAGAAAAUGAGAACAAAAAGGUUCAUAAGCAUGGCAUUGCUUGGCUUCAAAGACGUUACUUACUGGUGAUCAUUGGGUUGAUGCUAAUCUACGAAGGUCAUGUUUACAACAAAAAAUUUGAUGAUUUCAUCAACAAUGAGGCAAGGACUCAAGCGGAAAUUUGGAAUGAAAGGAAGGAUUUGAAGGAUGCCUCUUGUCUAAAUCAAUUAUCUCUCAACUGGGUGAAUCUUCAUCCGCAGCGAGCACUCAAGAGUGCUGGAAAGUCAGUCACGAACGGUGUUGCACAAGACCUUACUGAAGAUCAAUGCAAGGUGCAGGCCACUCGCGACGCUAGCGAGACCCGUAGUGAUGCACUUCGUGCUCUGAGCCUGUUUCUGCUCUAUGGAACAGCUGGCCUAUUCCAUGUCUGGACCAACCGGAGGGAUGUCAUCUUACACGACCCAUCCCACCUCAUCAACAUGUGUUCAAUCUUGGCCCUCCGAUAUCAUAAUUCUGAAAACAGAGAUCGAAAUGCCUUUUACAAACGCGCUUGGUACUUUGAUACUGCCUCCCUCUCCGCACUGUUCAUUAUGGACAUAUACGAUGAACUUGCACAUCCUGGACAUAGCAGGUCCCCGUGUGGUUCAGAAGCACCUCAAGUCAUGCUUGCGGGUAAACAACGCUUCCCUGAUUUGGAGAUUGAUCAUGAGGAUGUCCCUGAUGUGGAAGAUGAUGAAGAGGUGGAUCAGGAUCCCCAGCCAGGCUCUUCAUCUGAGUGA
This is a messenger RNA of Melampsora larici-populina 98AG31, 2370 nucleotides long. RefSeq lists its product as uncharacterized. The record is from RefSeq and is a predicted model, not a curated record. NCBI's taxonomy places the organism in Eukaryota, Fungi, Basidiomycota, Pucciniomycetes, Pucciniales, Melampsoraceae. The transcript is spliced from 11 exons. Bases 1 to 2370 code for a protein of 789 amino acids.